AAAGAAAGAGAGAGAAAGAAGCGGAGCGCGCGGGAGAAGAACAACCGUCGCCAGCCAAACGAACGGUCCAGAUCACUUCUAACGGUCCCGGACGAUCCUCGUUUCCUUGUUAAGAUCUCACGUGCUUUCUAGUCUUCAGCAACUUGCCAAAUUCUCGAUUUUGAGGGAAUCCCGAGCUCGCGUUCUGCUGUUGAGGGUCACAGGAGCUUGGGUGGUAUAUUCAUACUCCAGUUUAGAACUAGUGUUGCCACUUACUACUUGCUGCUCACAGCCGGCAACUUUCGACUUCUAAUGGGAUGGGCAAACAUUUACAGAAGGCGCUUGAAAGUAUUCACCGCCGCCUUGAUUAUUUACCUGGACUAUAAGGCUGUACAGAAAAGAGUGAAAUGGUUUAGCAAAAGCCAGGAGGACAUAACAUGGGAAAGAACCCACCAGAGAAAUGCCACACGUGUACUGAAUCUAAUAAUAGAGUUGGAAGGAUUGUGGGUAAAACUUGGCCAGUAUUUGUCUACUCGAGCUGAUGUGCUUCCUGAGGCAUAUAUAAUCCUCCUCAGGCAGUUGCAGGACUCUCUUCCUCCUCGUCCGUUGAACGAGGUUCAACAAACUAUAAAGAGAGAGUUGGGAAAAUCGAUCAGUGAUCUUUUCUUCGAAUUUGUUGAAACGCCUCUUGCAACAGCAUCUAUAGCACAGGUCCAUCGUGCAACCCUGAAGGAUGGACGGGAAGUUGUUGUUAAGGUUCAACACGAUGGUAUCAAAGAAGUCAUACUAGAGGAUUUGAAGAAUGCAAAAUCUAUAGUUGACUGGAUAGCAUGGGCAGAGCCUCAAUAUGACUUUAGCCCAAUGAUAGAUGAAUGGUGCAAAGAGUCACCCAAAGAACUUGAUUUUAAUCAUGAAGCAGAGAAUACAAGAAAGGUUUCCCAAAACCUCAGCUGCAAAAGUGUGCAUGAAAGCAAAAAUCAUUUAAAUAGUCUUGAUGUACUGAUUCCAGAAGUUAUCCAGUCAACAGAGAAAGUCCUCAUUUUGCAAUAUAUGGAUGGCAUUCGUUUAAAUGAUGCUGAAUCAUUAGAUGCAUACGGCAUUGACAAGCAAAAGGUUGUUGAAGAAAUAACACGCGCAUAUGCUCAUCAAAUAUAUGUUGAUGGAUUUUUCAAUGGUGAUCCUCAUCCUGGAAAUUUUCUUGUAAGCAAGGAACCCCCAUUUCGCCCGAUUUUACUGGACUUUGGGCUUACAAAGUCUAUAUCAAGCUCCAUGAAACAAGCUCUUGCAAAAAUGUUCCUGGCUUGUGCUGAGGGAAACCAUGUUGCUCUUUUGUCUGCCUUUGAAGAGAUGGGACUCAAGUUGCGCGUUGACAUGCCAGAGCAGGCUAUGGAUGUUACAGCUGUGUUCUUCCGCAACUCCACACCAGCAACUGAAGCGUUUGAAACUGUGAAAUCUUUGGCAGAUCAGAGGGAGAAGAGUUUGAAGGCCAUGCAAGAGAAGAUGAAUCUAAAUAAAAAAGAAGUUCGACGCUUUAAUCCUGUUGAUGCAUUCCCAGGUGAUGCUGUAAUAUUCAUGAGGGUACUAAAUCUCCUUCGAGGGCUUUCAUCUACGAUGAAUGUUCGAAUAGUUUACUUGGACAUCAUGAGGCCAUUUGCUGAGUCUGCUUUGCUAGGAAGCUUGAGGUCUGGACAAGAGGUGAAUUCACAGUGGAUUUAUGACACACCAGUUCACUCUGAUGUGGAGGCAAAGCUGAGGCAGCUGCUAGUUGAGAUUGGAAAUGUGAAAAUUCUUGGAAUACAGGUGUGUGCAUACAAAGAUGGAAAGGUCAUCAUAGAUACUUCUGCUGGUGUGCUAGGGAGAUAUGAUCCUCGGCCUGUUCAGUCUGAUACCUUAUUUCCAGUUUUUUCUGUAACUAAAGGGAUCACUGCAGGAAUGGUACAUUGGCUCGUUGAUAAGGGGAAACUCAAGUUUGAGGAAACUAUCGCUAAUGUUUGGCCCGAGUUUGGAACCAAUGGAAAAGAUUGUAUUAAGGUCCACCAUGUCCUCAAUCAUACAUCUGGUAUGCAAAAUGCAAUGGGUGAUGUUUUCAAGAGUAAUCCAUUGUUACUAUGCGACUGGGAAAAAGCUCUACAGCACAUUGCUAGUUUAACUCCCGAUACAGAACCUGGCUCCCAGCAAUUAUAUCAUUACUUAUCUUUUGGUUGGCUUUGCGGUGGAAUCAUAGAACAUGCAUCAGGAAAGAAAUUUCAAGAUGUGCUGGAAGAAGCUAUAGUUCACCCUCUCAACGUAGAUGGCGAGCUAUAUAUUGGCAUUCCUCCAGGUGUGGAAUCUCGACUGGCAACACUAACGAUCGACACUGACGAUCUCGAAAAGCUCAUGGAAAUGAACUCAAGGCCCGACUUACCCGACAGCCUCAAGCAAGGAAACAUAGUUCAAAUUGCCACAGGCCUCCCUGCCCUCUUUAACACCCUCAACAUUCGUCGUGCCAUAAUUCCCGCUGCCAACGGGCACUUAACUGCACGUGCGCUCGCCCGAUACUACGCCGCUCUCGCCAAGGGAGGAAUAAUUCCACCGCCGCACUCGAAUCUCUCAAAACCUCCUCUUGGCAGCAACCCCCACAUUCCUAAACUCCCUCCUCUCGUAACUGAGAAAAAAAGAAGAGGUAUCAAGGAUUUCUUUAAUUUAAAAAGUGAGAAUCGGGACUAUCGACUUAUUGAAGUCAAUAUCGAUGACAGCAAUGACGAUGCUGGUGGAAGUAAAAUGUUUAAUAACCCGAAGAUUCAUGAUGCAUUCAUGGGGCUUGGAGAUUAUAGUACUUUGGUGCUCCCGAGCGGUUAUUUUGGGUUAGGAUUUAGGAGAUUCAAAUCUGGGAAUGGUAGGAUUACGAGUUUUGGGCAUUCAGGUAUCGGUGGUUCGACUGGAUUUUGCGAUGUCGAGCAUGAUUUUUCGAUUGCGGUAACUGUGAAUAAGAUGUCUUUAGGGGGUGUGACGAGGAGAAUAGUUCAGUUGGUUUGCUCCGAGCUGAAUGUGCCUCUGCCUGACGAGUUCUCGGAGACAGGAAGAAGGGGUCCAGAUACGCAGAUCUAUAGGAGUAACUGAGUAGAGACUGAGAUAGGCCACAUGUGAUUUAUUUCAAUAACACUUAAAUUGUAUGUAACAAUGGACAGGCCAUCACUCAUCAGUAUGGUAGCAUGUUGCAUCUGAUCUCAGUAUCUCUCACGUGCAAUUUUCUUGUUGUAUAUUUUUUAUGGCAGCUGCUUUAAAACCGCAGACAUCUAUGUUUCUUUCUUUACUCUUUUUUUUCUCUGGAGAUGCAAGGUCAGGGUGCUGCCCAAACGCAGCCAUAGUUUUCACAAUGCUUGUGUCGACCAGCGGCUCUUGCUGCACUUUUGCGACGGUCCGAUUUGUCGGGACAAAACAUUGAAGCUUUAGUUUUUUCUUUUUCUUUUUUCUUUUUUCUUUUUUCUUUUUUGCAAAUAUUGUUCUGGGGGUACGUUAGCUUGUAUCUCCCUAGUAAUUGCAGAGGCCUUAUAAUUAUGCGCUAAGCGUAUAGAAGUUUGUUAA
Asparagus officinalis (garden asparagus) is the source of this 3543-nucleotide messenger RNA. RefSeq lists its product as uncharacterized. Gene Ontology annotation, cellular component: Golgi apparatus; endoplasmic reticulum. NCBI's taxonomy places the organism in Eukaryota, Viridiplantae, Streptophyta, Magnoliopsida, Asparagales, Asparagaceae. Bases 292 to 3078 code for a protein of 928 amino acids. The record is from RefSeq and is a predicted model, not a curated record. The transcript is spliced from 20 exons.